AUGGACGGUGUCGGCGGGCUCGAAGCUUGGAGAUGGAUCUUUAUCCUCGAAGGGUUAGCAACGGUAGCAAUUGGGGUCAUGUGCCUUUUCUUUCUCGUUGACUCACCUGCUUUAUCGAAAUGGCUCGACGCCGACGAAAAGCGAUACCUCGAACUUCGACAGCAAGUAAGGCGGGUUGUCCGACCGGAUGAGUUCCGAGACAGCCACUUCGACAAACACGCCUUUGUCUCUGUCCUGACGGACUGGAAGAUCUAUCUGUUGAUCUUGGCCAACUGGUCGAAUGCGGUUCCUAACUAUGCCAUGAAGUUCACAAUGCCUCAAAUCAUCAAAAACAUGGGCUAUACCUCAGCAAAUGCCCAGCUCCUGACAAUUCCGCCGUACGCAGUCGGCGCAAUCUCAGCCUACGUCUUCUCCGUGUUUGCCGAUCGGUACUCUUGGCGUAUGCCUUUCAUCGUUGGCCCUCAGCUGUGCUUGGUUGUUGCUUUCAGCAUCUUGUUUAGCAAAAGCGCCAACAUCAAAGACAACAUUGCCCUGUGCUACUUCGCCGUAUGCCUCGCCUGCUUCGGCAUGUAUCCAAUUCUGCCUGGAGUUAAUGCAUGGAACGUCGCAAACACUCCCAGCCCUACGAAACGAGCCAUCAGCAUUGGAUUCUUGGUCUGCGUCGGUAAUAUUGGAGGUCUUAUUGGCAGCUACAUCUACCUCGACAAGGAGGCGCCAAGAUACCCCACUGGUUAUGGUACAUCUUUUGGAUUCGCUUCGGCCGGUAUUGUUGCAGCCAUCACUCUCGAGGUUCUGCUGCAGAGACUUAACAAGAAGAAAGCACUUAUGAGCGAGGAGGAAAUAAGGCAGAGGUAUACUGAUGAAGAACUCGAUCGCAUGGGAGAGAAGAGUCCACUGUUCAAGUAUGCCAUCUAA
Colletotrichum spaethianum is the source of this 915-nucleotide messenger RNA. Its product is annotated as putative transporter. The coding region runs from base 1 to 915 and encodes 304 amino acids. The transcript has 3 exons. The record is from RefSeq and is a predicted model, not a curated record. Gene Ontology annotation, biological process: transmembrane transport. Lineage: Eukaryota; Fungi; Ascomycota; Sordariomycetes; Glomerellales; Glomerellaceae. Gene Ontology annotation, cellular component: membrane. Gene Ontology annotation, molecular function: transmembrane transporter activity.